Molecule: messenger RNA, 1593 nt
Organism: Spodoptera littoralis (African cotton leafworm)
Lineage: Eukaryota; Metazoa; Arthropoda; Insecta; Lepidoptera; Noctuidae
Source: the annotation of a GenBank genome assembly
AUGACGUUUUCGUUCGAUCAGUCGUCUGUCGCCAGGGUUCCGAUUUUUCAUAAAACAAGCAAUCUCGUAAUUAAAUCAGGGCAUAUUCCGGUCCAAAUAAUGGGUUACACGUUUCUUAAAAUUGCUUCAUCUGCGUACAGGAAAGGCGGGCCUAUCAGGAAUGCUACAAGAAACUAUGCUACUACUCAUGAGGCUGACAUAGUUGUGAUAGGUUCGGGCCCUGGCGGCUACGUCGCGGCUAUCAAGGCGGCACAACUGGGUAUGAAGACAGUGUCAGUGGAAAAGGACUCAACCCUAGGUGGAACUUGCCUCAAUGUAGGAUGCAUUCCUUCUAAAGCCCUACUCCACAACACACAUUUAUAUCACCAAGCGAAACAUGACUUUGCACACCGAGGUAUUGAAACAGGCCCAGUCAACUUCAACUUUAGUAAAAUGAUGGAAUACAAAGUCAAUGCUGUUAAGGCUCUUACUGGUGGAAUUGGCAUGCUAUUCAAAAAGAAUAAGGUGACAUUAGUUCGUGGUGUAGGAACAAUCAUUAACCCCAAGAAGGUGGAAGUGAAAGGAGAAAAAGGCGUUGAAACAAUUAACACAAAAAACAUUCUGAUCGCCACUGGCUCUGAAGUGACGCCUUUCCCAGGUGUUACGUUUGAUGAACAACAAAUCAUUACGUCUACUGGCGCUCUUUCACUUACGUCAGUUCCCAAAAAAAUGCUGGUCAUUGGUGCAGGAGUCAUUGGUUUGGAACUUGGCUCUGUAUACCAGAGGCUGGGUGCUGAUGUCACUGCCAUUGAAUUCCUUGGAAGUAUUGGAGGUGUUGGUAUUGAUGGUGAAGUAGCCAAAACUUUACAUAAGAUACUUUCGAAACAAGGAAUGAAGUUCAAAUUGAACACGAAAGUAACUUCAGUGAAGAAAGAAGGUGGCAAAGUCAAAGUUGAAGUAGAGCCUUCCAAAGGUGGUGGCACCAAGGAAGCUUUGGACUGCGACGUUGUUCUUAUUUCCAUUGGCCGUCGUCCUUACACCACUGACCUUGGUCUUAAGAACGUUGGUAUCGCUCUCGACGACAGGGGCCGAGUACCCGUUAACAACAGGUUCCAGACAACAGUCCCUGGAAUUUACGCCAUUGGUGAUUGCAUUCACGGACCUAUGUUGGCUCACAAAGCUGAAGAUGAAGGAAUCGUAUGCGUUGAAGGAAUUAAGGGCAUGCCGGUUCAUUUCAACUACGACGCGAUCCCAUCUGUAAUUUACACGACACCUGAAGUCGGAUGGGUCGGCAAAUCGGAGGAAGAUCUCAAGAAAGAGGGUAAGGCAUACAAAGUAGGCAAGUUCCCAUUCCUAGCCAAUUCAAGAGCGAAAACUAAUGGUGAACCCGACGGUUUCGUUAAAGUUUUGUCAGACAAAGCGACAGACGUAAUCCUCGGUACCCACAUUAUUGGACCCGGUGGUGGCGAGCUGAUCAACGAGGCCGUGUUAGCGCAAGAAUAUGGUGCGGCGGCUGAAGAUGUCGCCAGAGUGUGCCAUGCGCAUCCCACAUGUGCGGAAGCUCUUCGUGAAGCAAACAUAGCAGCAUACUGUGGAAAACCCAUUAACUUCUAG